UCGAAGUUUGUAUAAUGUCUGGCAGGCCGAUAUUUUCAGAAGAACGAGAAUGUCGUAAUCCAAACAUCGCAGCGAUUGUGACAUUUUGCUGACUAUCAAAAUCGAUUGGAAAACUGAACAGAGUUUUAUUCGAAUAAUAGAUAACCAACAAAAUUACCACCAAACUGACACCUAAUUGUGAUUGCAUAGUCUUAUCUCUGUCGUUACUGUCGUUACCAGUCAGGUCCAAAAUUGGCUAAUUUCUACCACUGUUUUCACCAUUAUACGGCUGUCUAACACAGCUGUUAGCAUGAUCGAAACGUGUGGUAGCGUGUGACUAAACUUCACGCGUAUGUGUAUAUUAACCAUCCGAUAACGGGGCCCGUUUCUGCCGUUAUCGCUAAUUCAGCGAAACCAGAGUCCUUACACGUACGUGUAUCGAAUAUUUCUUAUGCCAAAUAGAACGGGACAGGAAGAGGCGAUUCGAUCCACGAUGCAACAAUUUUUCGUGCGGUCGUCGAUACACCGACACUACACAGUGAAAUAUAAUACUUAACGCACACGGGUUGCAUGUCAGCGAUACUCGCAAUGAUCCGAACAAAAUUCCACUGGACUGUCGAAUAGUUGAUCGCCGAUUCUUCGAGUGGAAAAUAUUAGCAAGAAGAAAACAAAAGAAUGAGUAUCUCGCCGGUUCCCAAUAGAAGUUUCCUCCAUGGAGAUCGUAAGCCGUUCCCGACUUCUGAGAAAAUCGUCUACGCGACCCUCGAUAGUUUGGCUCUGAAGAGAGCCAGGUUACCUCUGCAGUUGCUGCCCGACGAUGGAAAUAAAUUGGUCGCCGAGGAAACGGCCAAAUCGAAGAAGAAAAAAAACACUGUCGCCGAAACAACUCCGAGGAAAUUCAGCUCGAAGGUCGACGAGACUACCAAUCCAUCGAGUCAACAAACAACGACGCCCAGCCGGAAGGAAAGUGAGUUAACGACUGCUGGAGAGGUAUCGGUUUCCGUUGCUGAGCAGAAGGUUCGAAGAAAAAUUGCUUCCUCUCUGCGCGUCGAUACAGAUAACAGCAUUGAUAAUGCCUCGAUAAUGAUUGUGAAAGAUGAUCCGACAGACCAGAACUCGAUUAACUCCGGCAACGAGAACGUACCGUCCUUCGAAGACUCCGGGCGCGAAAAUAAAAUUUGUCGCGUCGAUCUAGCCGAGACGAUAUCCUCGUCGGACGAUUACGAGAAAAUAGAGCUGACGCCACAAAUAUUCGACAACGUUCAAGAGGAGACGAUCAAAGAGAGGAUCGAUCGCGAUGAAUAUUAUUCGGAGAGCUUGUUUUUGAAAUCCAAGUCCGCCAUCGAUCUGACGAGGAACAGUUUGUCGGACAUAGGGCUGCACACCGUGGAAGAAUUUCCCGAGAGAGAUUCGUUGGAAGGGUCGCCCGUUAGCAACGAUGACGUCGCUCUGAGCAAAAAGAAGAAACACUUUGCCAAAAACGUGCUGUACUUCGUGCCCGAUUAUCUCGUGAAAGGAACGAAGGGAACGAAGAAGAAGAAGAAGAGCAAUCUGAGCGCGUCGUUGACUUCGUUGAAGUCGAGAUCGGUAGACACGAAAAGCGAAAUAAACUUCGGAUCCAGGUACAAACCGAUGAACCUUUCCAAGAAGGACUUGAAGUGUUUGAACAUCUCCACCCCGACGAACUUCGUUCACGUGGCGUCCGCCACGAAUCCGAGUCUGGUGUUGAACGAAAACACGGUCGGAUUCGGUUUGGAGCAAGUUGUGAUCAGGCACGAGGAAAAGUGUGCCACGCUGCCUCUUCUCGUCGGGAGGAACGAGGAUCCGACGACCGAAAGUUUGAUCGAGCAACGAUCGAUCGUAGCCGAGAAAAUGCCCUUUCACGACGCAUCGAAUCACGGUAAAGGAAGCACGGGGCUCGACAAUGCGAACCUGAGACGCGAAUUCCUGCGCGAGCUGCGAGCGCGAUCGGCAAAAGUAUUGGAGCUGAGCCAGCAGGUGAAAACGAGCGAAAAUCAAGCUGACGCGAGCCAGGGGAAAAUAUUCGAGUUGUCGCCGCGUGCCAACCCGAGUUUUCUUUGGAGCAGCCAGACGAAAAGCCUUUUACAGAAUACGCGACUCGAGGAUCAGUCAUCCUUAGCUGGCGAUAGUGUCGAGGUCAUCGACGAACAAGAAUAUGAUGACGUUGGACCGCUGAAGUUUUCUAAUCAGAUUCCAAGUCAGGAGGAUUUCUACGACGACGUGGGUUCGCCAAUGGCGCGCGUCGACGAGGAUUGCAUCGACGAGUCGACGUCCAAAAGUUCUGACUGUAUCUACGACGACAUCAUGGCUCUCGGCGACGCGUCAGAUGGUCCAGUUAGUCAUCUUCAGCAGCACGAGAGCUCGAUGUUCGCGGAUAACGUGUCCAGGUCGAACACCACUAGGAAGGGUAACGGUGAGAUUCGUGGUGACGAAUCGAGCCAAAUGGACGGCCAUUAUCUAUUCGUUACCAACGAAUAUUCCAGCGUGGACGAGGACACGGAUGAAAUGCAGGAUGACGAACAGGGUGUAUACGAUGACGUCGGUUUGCCGAGCAUGGAAAAAGUCAACAGCCUCUACGCAGGCUCCACGACUGGUUCCAUCGUCGGCAAGGAAUCCGAGUGGGAGGAUGUAGAGGAUUCAACGAUCGGUCGUUCUUGUCUCGCGAGGAGGAACAAUCCAUCAAAAAGUACGGAGAUGCAAGCUAUUUCUAGUAAGAAAAAGGCUGGUCAGAGAUGGUCACGAAAAGUGAGACGACAGCGUUCCAUGGCAUCCAGGAAAAGUUGGAAAUCGUUGACCAAACCGAUCCGAGAUUCCGCAUACUGUGACAACGUAUCCGAUGACACCACCUACGAGAGUCUGUGCUCCUUCCAAUCGGAUGAAUUCAGCUCGGGCUUGGAGUCGGAUUCGGAGACGGAGACGAUCGACGCGGAGGAUCGAAGAACCACGUGCGUCGUGGCCAAGGUUCCUAACGAAACUCCCAACGCUUGCUUGGAGGCGCCCACGAAACCAAACCCUCCGCCACCCCGCGAAGCUAGUCUGACCCAAACGUUGGGUAGGAGGAUGAAGAUGCUACGAAGGACGUGGAGCAUCACGAAAGGAAGUCUCAGUCGUAUGCGUAGAAGGACGUCGGUCGACGACGAUCACUCCUGCGAGGAGAUCAAAGAGACCUGCAACGAUCAUCCAACCAUCGAUGCUGGUAGAUACUUUGGAUUUGCUAGACAUUUCAAGAAGAGCGUUUCUGGCUUCUCGACGUUCUAUUUGAACGGUUACACCGCGAAUGGCAGCAACGAUUCGACGAGGAGCAGCGACGAUCAGUCGAACAAGGAGUCGACUUACAGCAACAGCAACAGAAAAGUGGAUCACUACAGCGUACUCGCCGAUCAGGAACCUCUCUACCAGUUCUACGCGGCGGCCGCUGCCAGAGUGGCAUUCGACUCCAACUCGGACGGUUACGAAGAGGUCGAGGACACGAUCCCGUCGCAGGCCACGACGGAUUUGGCUAGGCCAGGGCACAGAACAUUGUGGUGUCAGACGCCUCAGGUCAUCGGUAGCGGUCUUCUGCAGCGCUUAAGCCCCGAAGAGAGGAAAAUUCAGGAAGCGAAGUUCGAAAUUUUGACCUCGGAAGCUUCGUACUUGAAUUCUCUGCGCGUUCUGGAGAACGAGUUCCUCGGCGAGUUCUCGAUGAACGAAACGUUGACCUCUGUCGAGAGAGAGAAGCUAUUCGGCGGCAUACCGGCCGUACUCCAAGCGUCGGAACAAUUUUUGACCGAAUUGGAGACUUUGUGGAGGCAGGAUCCAAUGCUGCACAGACUGGCCGACGUGUUACUCAACUACGCUGACAGAUUCUUGGAUAUUUAUGUGUCGUAUUGCACGAACCAAGUCAGUAUAGACAUGACUCUCAAAGAUUUGAGAACACGGAAGGGCGUGAAAUUCUUAGAAACGGUUGCACAAAUAGAAGCGCGUCCGAUUUGCCAAAACUUGUCUUUGCAUUCUUUUUUAAUGUUACCGUUACAGCGAAUAACGAGGCUCCCUUUACUGGCCGACGCGGUUGUCUCUAGAUUGCCUAUCGAACACGCAGACAGGCGACAUUGGGAGACGGUGCUGUCGAGUUUAAGUUACGUCGUUGCGGAAUGCAACGAGGGUGCCCGUGCUGCGGCAACGGAAGCGGAGAUGGAAUGUUUAACCAGGAAACUGGAAUACUCCGUGAAAAUUACACCGAUCACAUUAAAGGAUAAACAUUUGGUGAAAAGCGGUCCUGUUGUACAGUUACUGACGAAAGCCGACUCAGAAUAUAAGCUGACGUUCGGGAAAAAAUUCAACAAAACGCCGCUGUAUCUUCUACUACUGACGGAUUACCUUCUAGUCGCAAAAUAUAAGCCUAAUACUCACAACGAAACGUAUACCGUAAUAGAUACUUGUAAGAGGAGUUUGAUCACUUUGGAAUCAGUCCCCGAAGACUCGCCGUUCGCCGGGCGUAAUGCAAUGCUAUUGACUCUGUUGGAAAAUUAUUCCGGUCGCCAGGUUGAAUAUAUAUUAACUUGCGAAAGCAAUACAGAAAGGCAGAGGUGGUUAGAAGCUGUUUCACCCUCGAAUCAAGGUUUAGUGGGCGAGACUCUUUACGAAGUGUGGGAUUGUCCUCAAGUAGUAGCACUGUACAGUUAUUCUUCGAACCAACCAGACGAAUUAUCUUUGCAUCCAGGGGAUGUCAUAAACGUGUUACAAAAAAUGUCGGACGGUUGGUUCCACGGUAAAAAAUUAUUGGACGGCGAUCAAGGCUGGUUUCCUGGAAAUUACACGAAGGAGGUCGCUUCGGAGCACGUUCGCGCAAGAAAUCUUAAACAAAGGCAUCGUCUCCUCGCGUUAAGCAGUAGCGGUUUACAUCGAAAGGCAAAACAACAAGCUGCCGGUUAUUGAAGGAUUAAAUUAUGAA
Messenger RNA from Colletes gigas, 4930 nucleotides. RefSeq lists its product as uncharacterized. Bases 655 to 4914 code for a protein of 1419 amino acids. Gene Ontology annotation, biological process: activation of GTPase activity. NCBI's taxonomy places the organism in Eukaryota, Metazoa, Arthropoda, Insecta, Hymenoptera, Colletidae. The record is from RefSeq and is a predicted model, not a curated record. Gene Ontology annotation, molecular function: protein binding; guanyl-nucleotide exchange factor activity. The transcript is spliced from 14 exons.